Molecule: messenger RNA, 868 nt
Organism: Lagopus leucura (white-tailed ptarmigan)
Lineage: Eukaryota; Metazoa; Chordata; Aves; Galliformes; Phasianidae
Exons: 6
Coding region: 13-714 (233 amino acids)
Source: RefSeq, a predicted model, not a curated record
UCUACCAUCAAAAUGAAGUUCGCUAUUGUGCUUGCUCUCUUUGGAGUUCUCCUGGCUCCAAACCUUGCUGAGGAGAACCACAGGAGGGCUGAGGGUGAAGGUCCAAACCUUCCAUCCCGUAAUGAAGGUCCACCCCGUCCAUCCCUUGGCGAAAAUCCACACCUUCCACUCCAUGGCGAAGGUCCACCCCGUGCUGAAGGUCCACACGAGCCAGCCCGUAAUGAAGGUCCACGCCAUGCACGCCUUGGCGAAAAUCCACACUAUCUAAUCCACCAUGGAAAUCGACGCCAUCCACCUCGAGUUGGAAUUCCACCCCACCCACGCCCUCAUUUUGGCAACCGUGGGUUUGCCAUCAGGCCACCUAUGUACCCUAAUAACUGGAAAACUGUCUGGGAUGCCAAGACUGGUUUCAUCGCAACCAAGGUACUGGGAAAAAACACCUGCAUCAUUAGCAAAGCUGACACAGGAUUUAAUGGAUUUGAGGGAGCUACCUCCCCUGAGUUCCUUCCACCCAUAGAGCAUCGUUACGUGAUCUCAAACGACAGACUGCUGAACCUGUACCCAUAUGGAGCACGCAUUCAAAGACUGUGCAGAGGAGUUCCCACUUACUUUGCUUUCCCAUCUCCUGGGUCAAACUUCUCAGAGGAUGAACCCUCAUGUAUCAGAAAUACGUUCAGAAAUAUGAGAAUCAUUUACUGCAAUUUCUCCUGGUGAAAUUUUGAAGAAAAUACACAGAUCUGUGUACCCAUGAAGAAGCCUUUUUUCCUUGAUGAUCUGAUCUUGAUCACAGUGUCAAUCAUGUAUCUGUCUUCUCCUUUGCUCUUUGUGGAGCAUAUUUUCUUUCAGUAAAAUGCAUCAUCAGCCUCCA